Molecule: messenger RNA, 1134 nt
Organism: Colletotrichum abscissum
Lineage: Eukaryota; Fungi; Ascomycota; Sordariomycetes; Glomerellales; Glomerellaceae
Exons: 1
Coding region: 1-1134 (377 amino acids)
Source: RefSeq, a predicted model, not a curated record
AUGGACAUCGACCAACUUCCCACAACAGACGCAAUAUCCAGCCCGCCUCCGGCCUUACAGGACGAAGAAGCCCACCUCAAAGCACGCACCUCGGACUCCAAAUUCUGGCUCGACUUCUCCCUCUUCGACGACGGCCUUGAAGCCCCACGCGCGGAGUCUCUCACGACCCUUUCGCACUUUCACCGCUUUCCGGACCUGCCGCCGGAGAUCCGCCUCAAGAUAUGGUCUUACCUCAUCGCCCCCCGCGUCGUGACGGCCUGCUGCUUCGAGCGCGAUGCUAGGCUGCCUGCCCGGCGUGAGGCGUUUGCGAAACGUUCUCUCGCCGCACCCUGUUUCCCCUCCUCCUCCGCAUGUUCCGCCACAAAUACAAUGCUAGAUUGUAGCCCAAUAAGAGAAGAAACACCAGGAGGGGUGACAGGGGAGGGAACGACAGGAGGAGGAACAAUAGGAGAGUGUACGACAGGAGGAACAAUGGAAAGAGAAGCGCCAGGGACAGAGACCAAAGAAGAACAAGACAAACGGAUCUUCAACCCAACAUGCCCCCUCAUCCUCCUCAUCAGCCGCGAAUCCCGCGCCCUCGGCCUAAAACACUACGAACUCGCCUUCGGCUGGCGCAUCUCGGCCCUCCUGUCCGACACCCCCAUCGCCCGGCCCCCGCGCGUCUGGUUCAACUUCGCCCUCGACGCCCUCUACCUCGUCGGCGAGCUCGAGGCCUACGACCAGUACGGCUUCAACAGCCCCAUGGUGUAUUUCCUGCGCAAGGAGGACACGAGGCGCGUGCGGCACGUCGCCUGCGCGUUUGAGGAGCUGCAUUACCCCGAGCAGGAGUCGGAUCAGAUCUUUGGGUGCCUAUGGCACGUUGUCGAUCGGUUCGCGGGCGCGAAGCGGUUGAUGGUUGCUGUCACGCCGAGGGACGAGGAGGGGAUGAAGGGGUGUCUUAUGUUGAGCCCGGACAAUAUCAUGCAGAAGAUUUGGAACGGGUGGAUUCUGGGGACGACGGUGACGAGCUCUAGUCUGGCGGAUACGCAGAUUUUGAUGGUGAGGGAGGGCGAUCUGGCUGAUGUUAUGGCGUGUCAUGCCGAAGAAGACGAGGAGAAGGGGGCCAAGAAAUCGGCCGUGACGGUGUGCCCUUAG